This is a messenger RNA of Scatophagus argus, 1446 nucleotides long. It is a transcript of the gene entr1, whose product is annotated as endosome associated trafficking regulator 1. Gene Ontology annotation, cellular component: early endosome; midbody; centrosome. The transcript is spliced from 10 exons. The coding region runs from base 156 to 1148 and encodes 330 amino acids. The record is from RefSeq and is a predicted model, not a curated record. Lineage: Eukaryota; Metazoa; Chordata; Actinopteri; Scatophagidae. Gene Ontology annotation, biological process: positive regulation of cilium assembly; positive regulation of protein localization to cilium; regulation of cytokinesis.
CCAAUGAGAAGUUAGAAGAUUGGCCACGUGAGUUCGAAGCUCUCUGUUGUGUUUCCGGGUCUGAUUUUGUCCAGCUAGAGGGACACGAUGAUGCGUAACUGACUGGUGGCUGAAGACCAAUACUGACAGAGGGACUGAAGCACCUGUCUGUCGUCAUGUCCACACAGAGGAGUUCUGCUAAAACUCUGAUCAUCACAGACGCAGAUGAGGAGGUGGAGGCUGAGGAGCUGAAUCCCUUCUCCUUCAGAGAAUUUCUACGCUGGAAGAACCAGGAUCCAGACCUGGACCAAGAUCUGGACCAGGAACACACACAUAGCAAGUCCAGCAGCUCUCAAAGGUCGUUUGAUGUUGGGACUGUGACCUUUGACCCUGCAGUCAGUUUCUUCUCUGAGGCACCACAGGAGCAGGAGGAGGACGACGACUGGGGUCAGAGUUUCCAGUCAGGUGUAGACAGCACCUCGUCCGUCUGCACAGAGGAGGAGGACGAGGAGCAGACCAGGUUCUCCUCCAAACCUGAAGUCCAGAGAGGAGGAGGAGGAGCAGGAGCAGGAGGAGAGAACUAUGAAGGAGAUGAUGAGACCUCCAUAGCUGAGCCGGUCACCUCCUGCAGGAGGAGGAGCGGGAGGAGUCAGAUACAACAGCUGAAGGAGGAGAACGUGUCCCUGAGGAGAACCAUCAGGGAGCUGCAGAGGAGAUCAGAGGCCAGUGAGCGCAGGGUGCUGGAGCUGUCCGAGGAGCUGUUCCAGAGGAGGCGGCAGGAGGAGAAGGAGGCUCAGGACCUGGAGAGCAUGGUCCACUCUGUGGAGCAGAACCUCCACCUGAUGACGAGGCGAGCGGUGAAAGCAGAGAACUGCGUUUCCAAACUGAAGGUGGAGCUGCAGCAGCUGCAGGUGUGUGUGUAUCUGCGUGUGUCUCAGGUGGAAAUCGACUCUCUGCGGUCGGAGAACGACAGCCUGAAGGCUGCAGAGUCUGAGCUCGUCGUGACCAUGAGACAAAAUGCUCAGGUGGCGUCUGAGUACCUGAACAAGACAGCAAGCCACGCCCAGUCCUCCAUCCGUCAGCUGCUGGGGGAAGCAGAGACUCUCCGUUUGGUCUCUCAGCUGCUGCAGUACAUCGACAAGAUUUCCAACCUCAGCUCGGACUCCUGAACUCCACUGGACCACCAGAAUGCUUUGGACCUCCUGUGGACAGGAGGACACUGUUGUCAUGGAAACAGCCCCGAAAGGACCAGCGUUAUGUCAGCAGGUCACAGUCCGGCCGUCGUUUUCUUCACAGGUGUUUUAUUUUGAAAGGGUAGCUGUGACCCUGUGAUGACAUCACAUCUCAGACUGAUGAUGAGCUUGUUUUUAUUUACGGUGUCAUUAAAUGCGAGGUUGGUGAGCAGGAAACACGUCAUCUCUUCUGAAGUCUGAAGUGUUUCAUAAUAAACGGCUUCUUAAAUCGGUU